Messenger RNA from Ceratotherium simum simum (southern white rhinoceros), 3342 nucleotides. RefSeq names its product phosphatidylinositol 3-kinase catalytic subunit type 3 (gene PIK3C3). Gene Ontology annotation, molecular function: 1-phosphatidylinositol-3-kinase activity. The record is from RefSeq and is a predicted model, not a curated record. Gene Ontology annotation, cellular component: membrane; endosome; peroxisome. Gene Ontology annotation, biological process: autophagy of peroxisome; phosphatidylinositol-3-phosphate biosynthetic process; phosphatidylinositol-mediated signaling. Lineage: Eukaryota; Metazoa; Chordata; Mammalia; Perissodactyla; Rhinocerotidae.
GCCUGUGUUGUGGGGCUCAACCAGUUCAGUCCCGCCGUGUUGCCAGUACCUUGCUUCCAAACGUAGGCGCUGCUUUUGUAGGGGGUACCAUGGGGGAAGCGGAGAAGUUUCACUACAUCUACAGUUGUGACCUGGACAUCAACGUGCAGCUUAAGAUAGGAAGUUUGGAAGGGAAGAGAGAACAAAAGAGUUACAAAGCUGUUCUAGAAGACCCCAUGUUGAAGUUUUCAGGACUGUACCAAGAGACGUGCUCUGACCUUUAUGUUACUUGUCAAGUUUUUGCAGAAGGGAAGCCUCUGGCCUUGCCAGUGAGAACAUCGUACAAGGCAUUUAGUACAAGAUGGAACUGGAAUGAAUGGCUAAAACUGCCUGUAAAAUACCCUGACCUGCCCAGGAAUGCUCAAGUGGCCCUGACCAUAUGGGAUGUGUACGGACCAGGAAAGGCAGUGCCUGUGGGAGGAACAACCGUUUCACUCUUUGGAAAAUACGGCAUGUUUCGGCAAGGGAUGCAUGACUUAAAAGUCUGGCCUAAUGUAGAAGCAGAUGGAUCAGAACCUACAAAAACUCCUGGCAGAACAAGCAGUACUCUCUCAGAAGAUCAGAUGAGCCGCCUUGCCAAGCUCACCAAAGCUCAUCGACAAGGACACAUGGUGAAAGUAGAUUGGCUGGACAGAUUGACAUUUAGAGAAAUAGAAAUGAUAAAUGAGAGUGAAAAACGAAGUUCUAAUUUCAUGUACUUGAUGGUUGAGUUUCGAUGUGUCAAGAGUGAUGAUAAGGAAUAUGGCAUUGUUUAUUAUGAAAAGGAUGGUGAUGAGUCAUCUCCAAUUUUAACAAGCUUUGAGAUAGUGAAAGUUCCUGACCCUCAGAUGUCUAUGGAGAAUUUAGUUGAGAGUAAACACCACAAGCUUGCCCGGAGUUUGAGAAGUGGACCGUCUGACCACGAUCUCAAACCUAAUGCUGCUACAAGAGAUCAACUAAAUAUUAUUGUGAGCUAUCCACCAACCAAGCAACUUACAUAUGAAGAACAAGAUCUUGUUUGGAAGUUUAGAUACUAUCUUACUAAUCAAGAAAAAGCUUUGACAAAAUUCUUGAAAUGUGUUAAUUGGGAUCUACCUCAGGAGGCCAAACAGGCAUUGGAACUUCUGGGAAAAUGGAAGCCAAUGGAUGUAGAAGAUUCCUUGGAGCUGUUAUCCUCCCAUUACACCAAUCCAACAGUGAGGCGUUAUGCUGUUGCCCGGUUGCGACAGGCAGAUGAUGAGGAUUUGUUGAUGUACCUAUUACAGCUGGUCCAGGCUCUCAAAUAUGAAAACUUUGAUGACAUAAAGAAUGGAUUAGAACCUACCAAGAAGGAUAGUCAGGGUUCAGUGUCAGAGAGUGUGUCAAAUUCUGGAAUAAAUUCUGCAGAAAUAGAAAGCUCCCAAAUUAUAACCAGUCCCCUUCCUCCAGUGUCUUCCCCUCCUCCUGCCUCUAAAACAAAAGAAGGUUCAGAUGGUGAAAAUCUGGAGCAAGAUCUCUGUACCUUCUUGAUAUCAAGAGCCUGCAAAAACUCAACUCUGGCUAAUUAUUUAUACUGGUAUGUGAUAGUGGAAUGUGAAGAUCAGGAUACUCAGCAGAGAGAUCCAAAGACCCAUGAGAUGUACUUGAAUGUAAUGAGACGGUUCAGCCAAGCAUUACUGAAGGGUGAUAAGUCUGUCAGAGUUAUGCGUUCUUUGCUGGCUGCCCAACAGACAUUUGUAGAUCGGCUGGUACAUCUAAUGAAGGCAGUGCAGCGUGAAAGCGGAAAUCGUAAGAAAAAGAAUGAAAGACUACAGGCUUUGCUUGGUGAUAAUGAAAAGAUGAACUUGUCAGAUGUGGAACUUAUCCCAUUGCCUUUAGAACCCCAAGUGAAAAUUAGAGGAAUAAUCCCAGAAACAGCCACAUUAUUUAAGAGUGCUCUUAUGCCUGCACAGUUGUUCUUUAAGACAGAAGAUGGAGGCAAAUAUCCAGUUAUAUUUAAGCAUGGAGACGAUUUACGCCAAGAUCAACUUAUUCUUCAAAUCAUUUCACUCAUGGACAAGCUGCUACGGAAAGAAAAUCUGGAUUUGAAGUUGACACCCUAUAAAGUAUUAGCCACUAGUACAAAACAUGGCUUCAUGCAGUUUAUUCAGUCAGUUCCUGUUGCUGAAGUUCUUGAUACAGAAGGAAGCAUUCAGAACUUUUUUAGAAAAUAUGCACCAAGUGAGAAUGGGCCAAAUGGGAUCAGUGCUGAGGUUAUGGACACUUAUGUUAAAAGCUGUGCUGGUUAUUGUGUGAUUACAUAUAUACUUGGAGUUGGAGACAGGCACCUGGAUAACCUUUUGCUCACAAAAACAGGCAAACUGUUCCACAUAGACUUUGGAUAUAUUUUGGGUCGGGAUCCGAAGCCUCUUCCUCCUCCCAUGAAGCUGAAUAAAGAAAUGGUGGAAGGAAUGGGUGGCACCCAGAGUGAGCAGUACCAGGAGUUCCGGAAACAGUGUUACACAGCUUUUCUCCACCUUCGAAGGUAUUCUAAUCUGAUUUUGAACUUGUUUUCCUUGAUGGUAGAUGCCAACAUUCCAGAUAUUGCUCUUGAACCAGAUAAAACUGUGAAAAAGGUUCAGGAUAAAUUCCGUCUAGACCUGUCCGAUGAAGAGGCAGUGCAUUACAUGCAGAGUCUGAUUGAUGAAAGUGUCCACGCUCUGUUUGCUGCAGUGGUAGAACAGAUUCACAAGUUUGCCCAGUACUGGAGAAAAUGAAACUGGGUUUGGCCCAUCAAGAUGUUUAGCUCCGUAAGGAAACUACUUUAGAAGCAACCUGUGUAUAAGGAAGACUUCAGAGUGACAAGCAAGGAAGAGAACAUUUAAUCUUCAAGAUGCCAUCUCUCCUAAAUGUUCCAUGGUGCCUGAAUUCCCUUUCCUUGGAUGUCAUUGCUUAAAUAUGGUCUUGAAGGGUUUGUUUUGAAAUAUUGUAUAUAUUUAUUUUCAAAUGUACACAUUGUUAAUAAGCUAAGAAGUGAGAAGCUUAUUCCAGGAUCAUGUACAUAUUAUGAGAGUUCGGGAGGAAUUUUAUGUUGAAAUAGUAAAACAUUUAGUCUAAGUUUGAAACGCCUUUUUUCCCUCAUCUUUACAUCAAGAGUAGUUACAUGAAUUUGGAGUAACUAUCUCAGUUUAGAAGCUUUUUUGUUUUGUCUCUCUCUCUUUCCUUCCUUCCCCCCUCCCUCCAGAUUUUUUUUUUUGGGGGGCCUAAUCUACGAUACUUAAAGUUUUACAUGUUAUGUCUCAUUCUUUUAUAGUUAGGGAAUUGUAUAUACUUCAAAGAAGACAGUCAUUUUCUGUUACUUAUAAA